Messenger RNA from Tarenaya hassleriana, 866 nucleotides. RefSeq lists its product as uncharacterized. The transcript has 2 exons. The record is from RefSeq and is a predicted model, not a curated record. Lineage: Eukaryota; Viridiplantae; Streptophyta; Magnoliopsida; Brassicales; Cleomaceae. Bases 159 to 506 code for a protein of 115 amino acids.
GACAAGAAGAAGACGCAAAAAAUUAGACCAACCAAGAACGCUGCCGUUUUCCCUCUCCUUCAUCAGAAAUCAAACCAACGAUCAAAAAUAAUCGUGUCCCUGAAGAAGGGCGACGUUCGACGACAGAGAUUUCCCGGCGAACGAUCAGCCAUCGUUCCAUGACGAAUCAUAUAUUGGGAACGGCUUCCAAAGUUUCUCGAAUCCGCCGCCACCUCCCGCUGCCAAUGGCGACGGAUUGUACGGAUCCGAUAAUCCUCCAUUCCCCGACUGCUAUGGGGAGCAUCAUCGCCUCCGAUGACAUGAUCUUCGCCUCCGAUGGCCCUAUUCUCCCGGAUCCGGACGAGACGAGACGCAGGGAGUGGCGUCGAUUCGGAGUCAGAUGGAUCACAGCUGAAGCGGAGGAAUACAGGAAAGAAGGCUUUGUACAAGAAGAGGGACAAGAAACAUUGAGACCAAUAGCCGUGAAAUGGAGAAGGUUAGUAGCCAGGAAUUCAUUGCUGUUCUGAUCCUCUGGAUUGGUGUUUGUGUGCUUGCAGCUUUACUUGCCCAACCCACGAAGAGCUGAUCCCUCGAGAGGAGAAGAGAGGGAAAAGGGAUGCAGUGGCGGUGAUCAAGGUUGAUGAAAAGGGUCCACAGGACAUCCAUGGAAGCAUUAUAUAUACAUAUACGUAUAUAUAUAUAUAUAUAUAUAUAUAUAUAUAUAAAAUGACCUGGGCCUUCGAUUGUGGGGGCUGAGCUGCCUUUUGGAUAGAGAUUUUCGUUGCAAUUUUUCUGCGGCGGUUCCUUUGAUGUUUCACGUGACUUAGGUUCCUCCCACUCGUUUUGUUUGGUUGUACGCAUCGAUUCGAUUUGUUUUCUUCACUUCA